CCACACGUGACACUCCCUUUAGGGGCCGCUGUUUUUGUGACCUACUUUCUCACAACACGUGGCUGCCAGUCUUCUAACUCCUUGGCCAAUCAGCGGCGACUACGGGUUGUGAGAGUCCCCGCCCCCUGCGGCGUUUGAGGAAAUGGAAGCGCUAGCUGAUUGGCUGUCGCCUUGUCCCAGGCCAGGUGCCGGGGAGACAGACAUGUGGGUUGGAGGAGGGGCACACGUGUGUGAGAGAAAUGUAGCGUCAUUACUUACAUCAGCUCCUCAAGUUCAGCCUCCAGCCCUUCCUCCUGCCACAGUGACAGCUCAAACAGCAGCUUUCAGUCUUCCUCCUCUCUGCCCUCUUCACCAAGUAGCUCUUCAUCUGAGGGUAGUGGUGGUGGGAGCAGUGGAAAUGGCAGUGACAGAAAAACCUCCCUUUCCAAUGAAGGUGUGGCCUGCGGACACAGGGAUUCCAAGAGAAACCAGCAAGUGGACACAUUGUGCAUAAAGACCACCUAUACAAGUGCAGCAGUUUUGACCAAAGGGCAUGGAACAUGUCCAUCUAAAAUCAGUGGUAUGGUCCUUCUGUGCAAAGUAUGUGGAGAUGUGGCAUCUGGCUUCCACUAUGGGGUGCAUGCAUGUGAAGGCUGUAAGGGUUUCUUUCGUAGAAGUAUUCAACAAAAUAUUCAAUAUAAAAAGUGCCUCAAGAAUGAGAGCUGCUCCAUCAUCAGGAUUAACAGAAACCGGUGCCAGCAAUGCCGCUUCAAAAAGUGUUUGUCUGUUGGGAUGUCAAGAGAUGCUGUUCGCUUUGGCCGAAUCCCAAAGCGUGAAAAGCAAAGAAUGUUGAUAGAGAUGCAGACCGUCAUGAAGACUAUGAUGAGCAACCAAUUUAGUGGCUCAUCUCUUCAGGAAACGCUGCCAGACUACCAAGCACCUUCAUCACUACAGCUACCACAUACUGCAUUAGAGAAAAUGGCAUCCAAAACUCAACAUUAUUCAGAAAACAAAGCACUUACUCCUCCUUUACCUCCUUCUCUUCCUCAUCCUCCGCCAGUCAUGUCAAUGGACAUUAGCAAAGAAGAUGUCAUUGGCACAGUGACAGGGGCUCAUAGGGAGACAUUUAUGUAUAACCAGGUGCCUGUGGAAUUUCCAUCUGAAGCAGGGCGACAGCAGGAGGAAAUACAUUCUAAUGUUACACAUCGUAACAAUGACCACAUGAGAAACGGGAUCAUUGCUGCUCAUUGUCCCGUUAAUAAAAGCAAACAGUAUUUAAAUGAGGCCGAUAAUGACAGGAACUUUAUGCACUACCCAAAUGGGCCUGUCAAUUGCUUUUCCAAUGGGCAAAACAUUUCCAGUGGUUGGGGGUGCAUCAGUGAAAAAAUGCUUGAUGUCUCCCAUGUCAAUAGCGUGAACCUUUGCAACAGAGGAAGGAGGAUGCAUCUGGUAUGCCCAAUGAGUAUGACUCCGUUUAUGGACCCCAAUAAAUCAGGAACCCAGAUCUGGGAGGAGUUUUCCAUGAGUUUCACUCCUGCAGUAAAAGAGGUGGUUGAUUUUGCAAAGGGCAUUCCAGGAUUUAAAGACCUAUCACAGCAUGACCAGGUCAACUUGCUGAAGGCUGGAACAUUUGAGGUACUGAUGGUACGAUUUGCGUCAUUGUUUGACGCAAAGGAGCGUACUGUCACCUUUCUUAGUGGGAAGAAGUACAGUGUCGAUGAGUUACGCUUAAUGGGAGCUGGGGAUCUCCUGAACUCUGUCUUUGAAUUUAGCGAGAAACUCAGUGCUCUGCAACUUAGUGAGGAGGAAAUGAGUUUGUUCACAGCAGUUGUCCUGGUGUCUGCUGAUCGAUCUGGUAUUGAAAAUGUAAAUUCGGUUGAAGCACUACAGGAAACGUUGCUCCGUGCACUAAGGACUUUAAUCAUGAGGAACCACCAGAAUGAAGCUUCUACCUUUACCAAGCUCCUCCUGAAGUUACCUGAUCUGCGCUCUCUCAAUAACAUGCACUCUGAAGAACUUCUGGCCUUUAAAAUUCACCCGUAGGCCUCUUAAUGAUUGUUUCACCAUCUCUUUAUGUGAUGUGAUAGAAUAUUGUUAGAUUUAGGCCAAAAACAGGUGGAGGUAAGGCACCCUUUCAAGUGACAAACACUUUUGGUGUUUUAUUUAAAAGCACACUGAGCUUGUGUAACAGGUGUCCACAACCGGUCUGGCAAUGCCAAUGAAAGGUGUUUUCCCUUCUAGUCCUCACACUGACUGCAUUCAUUUAUGGUUGCCCACAUGGCAAAAUGCCAUUCAUUACCCACCACCUCCCUUUUCAAUUAUAUAGGAUUGUAACAUCCCACAGGUUUCAAGAAAAUAUUUUCACACCACUGAAGAACUGUGCUAGUGGUUUUAAUAGGAACUUUAUGAUGUGAAAACGGUAAUGGAAUAAAGGUAUGAAUUUGUUCUUGCACCAAAAAAAAACAAGCCGCUAGCAGUAGAACUGCUGUUAGCGCCGCCAGUAGAGAGUGAAUACGAUGUACUGUACUGCAGGGUUUUUAUACAAACUCUCUUAAUCUUCUAUUUGACUUCUCAGAGUAAUAUAUAGUUUUGUUGUGAAACUCUAUCAUAUUUCUGAAUGCUUUACCAGAUUAUGAUCAUAUGUGCCUCUACUGAAUCUGUAUACUCUUCUGCCGCAGAUACCUGGCACCUGUGAGUAAUUCUUUUUCUAAAUAUAUUUAUGUACAUAAAAUUAUAAAUAUAUCAUCUUUUACCAGUGUGUCCUGAAAAUGUAAAUAUACAUAGUUUAACAGAUAAAUAUAUAUAUAUUGGCUUCCUCACACUAUUUUAACCUGUGAGGGAAGUUGCUACACAAAGCUUGGCUUGAAGAAAUCCAAGGUUUAUAAAGUGUACAAACGAUCCAGAUCUAUUGAUACAUUUACUAACUUUAUUUUUUUAAAUGUUAAAAACUGUUCAUGCUGCAGCAUUUUAUUACACUGAGGUCUCCGGAUACCACUGGGAAGUGCAACGCAUCAGUAUGCAACCUACAUAGUUGCACCUGUAGGGUCAAAAUAGUGGCAGCGGAGAAGAUAACAGCAAUAAUGAUUCCAAGCAAAUAUCCAGAUCCUUCAUUGUAUUGUUUUCAAAGCUAAAUUCAUGGCUUUUUAUUGGCUUUGGAAUAUUCUGCAGAAAAGCCAAAUAUUCCUGAAACUGGAGUUUCAGUUUGGACUAUUAGGACUCUUGCUUUCUGUUUUAUCCUGAGAAGUAGAAAGAAAAAAAACAGAUCGGUUAUGGUGACUGUACCACUUCUGUGUAUUCUUUCAUGUCUGGUGACUGUUCCCAUGGUCUCUUGCCUAUAGGCAUGCUUUGUGACAUGUGUUUUAAUGUUGUCUUACAAUGCACAAACACGCCAUACACAAUUCUACUGUCCCAUGCUAAACAUGAAAAAAAUGGGUAAUUUUCCUCAUAUGGUUUUAAAACAUAACUGUUGCUAUUCUUAUUCAAUCCGAUAAGCUGCAGUGGAUGUUUAAUAACUCUGUUUGAAUAGUAGGCAUUAUUAUUUUUUCUUACAGCUGUUACUAUAUUUAAGCACUUAUUUAUGCAUUCCACAGCCUAUCUUUAUUUUCCCAGCUGCAACUCUCAUGCUGUGAGUCACUGACAGAUUUCACUGCUCUAAUUGGUUGAUUGCAGCACAAGGCAGCAAUAUGCAGUGCACUACUGACACACAACAUGGCUGAGUUAUCUGCAGGAGUUUGGUUAAGGAAGCAUACUAAUAUGUCAUUUAUAUAAAAAUCCAAGAAAAAAAAAAAAGAAAACUGUUUAUAUCUAUGACACUUUCCCUUUAAAGUCUUUGUUGUUGAAAUUUUUUUUGCAGGCUUUUGCCACUUCUUUACAUAGAUCUGGAUAAAGCAUAAUUCUCCCUGUUACUUUGUGUUAAGUAGGAAUAUUCCUACUUUGGGUGGAUUUGUGCAAAUAACCUUGCUGUGAACUGGCUGUUAGGUAGAUGCUGUUUCUUCUUGGAUGAGUUAAUAGUGUCCAUAGAACUAUAGACUUCACAGGGAUGGAAUGGGCAUUGUAAGUCAGUAGAUGCUGGCAGCCCUGGGUUACAUACAUGUAAUGUUAAUGUCAGCAGUUUGGCAUCAGUGCACUGGGGAGGUUAGGGGGGCAGUGUUUUAAAGAUGGAGUAAAGUUAAAAAAAGUAUAUAAAAUUGCCCGGAGUGCUCUUCUGAGCAUUUUUGCAAUGUACAGUAAUGAUUCUCUUUAGUUUCAUGAUAUUUGUAGUUAACCCUGCUUUUUUUGCUUUUUUUUUUACUUUACUUUUAAGCCGUUAUUCAUUGUGGCACUUAUCUUUGUGUGCUUAUUGUAAAGUGUAAUAGAACAUAAAUGCUGCUUUGAUGUUGAAUCUAAAGUAUUCCAUUACAGACAACUGACUGGGGCAUGUUUGAGUUUUCACUUCAAAUUAACUUCUGUUUGUUUUCAUGUAAUUAGUUCUCAUGUGACGGCUGUAUUCCUAGAUGACAUUUAUUUGGCUCCUCUGUUCACAGUGUUCAUAGAGAAUUUUUUCUACAAUUUAUAAAUGUAACAUUUUAAACCUUCACACAACAAUCCUACCAAUUUCCGUUUAUUUUUAAAAUUCUGUGAUAAUAAGCAAAUAAACAGUCCAGGGAACCUUAAGAAAUCCAGCAAUAUCAGUACAAACAGACACAAAUGGCUUGAGUGAAAUACUAAUGACAAAUUAGUGACAGACUGCAACUUGCUAAUGAUAUUUACUGGUUAUUUUUCUGCAGCCAAUACAGAAUGCAGUUGACUGUACUUCUUCAUAAAUACAUUAGUCCAGGAAGGACACCAAUUAUAAUGGAGCUGAAUGUAAUUCCAGACUUUUCUGCAGACAAAGCUGAGAGGCUUGAUUUCCCAUUAGUGGAGAUUUUUACUCCAGGAAACCAUAGGGUUUAGUGUAUACAGGCCUACCCUGAAGCGUUCGUGUCCAUUUGUACCUGAUUCUCCUGCAUUGAUUAAGGGCCUUCCACCAGAAACACAAGUCCUAAGGUUGUUCAGAUGUAAUAGUUUGUGAUCUUGUUUUCUACCAUGUUUUUCUAACCUUUUGUGGUUCUAGCUGUGUGCAUACUGUUCUAAGUGUCACAUACCUGAUAUUACUGAGAAUGGUGCUAACAUUUUGUCUAUCAUGUAUCUUGAGAAGCUGGUUCAAGAGUGAAGAGCGUCAUUGAGAGUUGGAUAAAAGCUCUCCCAUUUCCUGCGGCACCUGUCCAGCUGGAGUGUUCUCAGACUCUGAUCAAGAGACCCCUUAGAAUAAGAUUGUAGAGUUAUACCAGUUUCGCUGUUGCCACCCAGAACCCCCAAUUGCCUACAGCACGCUUCAUUCUUGUUUCUACCACCGGCCCUUGUGAGCUGUAUAAAUGUGAUAUUUGCUGCACAAUGUUGCUUGUGUUGUAAUGUUGGUGUUCUACAUAUUCAGUUGUGUGUGUUGGAAAUCCCAAGGGCUCCAGAUAUUUUACCAAAAAUAUUUGUAAAAUAUAAAAAAAGAAACUCUGCGGAAGCAGCAAAACGUUGGACUGGAGCUUAGUGCUUUUCACUUUAAAAUGUUCAUUUUUGUGACAGUUUUUCUGUUAUUAUAUCUGGUAAAAUCUGCCAUACAAGCAAGUAUUGAUAGCUGAAAGCAAAAUUACUAUAUUUGCAUGUAUCAGACUAUCACUACAAAGUACUGUAUCGGUCCACAAGAAAAUCAAGUUGUUUGUAGCUGGUGAUAUGAUUGUUCUUGGCUUAUUAUGUACAAAAAUCUCAACAUCAAAAGUAGUGAUCCCUGAGUGGCUCUAGGGAAUCUUGAGAACAUUUAGGGCUAGAUGUAUGAUUUUGCCUUUGGGCUCCAGUAAUAAUAAAAGAAACUCUGUGAGUUAAGGGAACUCACGUGGGGCUUCAGGCAAAAAUAUCUUGUUAGUUGGGUGUUUUUCUGAGUGGGCUUCUUAAAGAAAUAAAAAUGCAAAGUUCAAAAGCCCAUUUGGGGCAGAAACACUGCGAGUUCCUUAACACGUGUCCCUUUAAUUGCUCUAUUUGAAAGGCAAGAGAAAUCAUAAAUCUGCCCAUUAGACUCUUCUUCAGCCCAUCUGUGAUUUUAGUUAUGGCCCUUAUUUGGCCACCUUCCUACAAUAGAGUGCAUGCUCUUUGGCGCAGGGUGCUAGCCUGCUGGUAUGUCGGCACGUGUAGCUGCACAACUGUGAAAGUGCAUACAUGAGCAGUGAAAUGAUACGAUGAAUAAUAUAAUAGCAAAACCUGGGCAUUAACUUGUUAUUUAGCUCAAACAUUUAAGAUUUUUCUUCAUGUGCUACUGCAUAUAUGAUAUUUUAUAAUUGAUAGGAUGCGAUAAUGAAAUUCAUGUUUUGUUUUCACAUGUAGCUUUGCAAAUUCAGUGCAAAUGUCUAACUGUUGCACUGCCAGAAAGGAGCUUGCGAAACAGUGAGGAGCAACCGAUUGUUGGUUCCUGCUAAAGAGCUGAGACCAAUCCAUGCAGUAUUUAAUGUACUUUGUAGUGUCAAUUUUAGAAAUAUCAAAUUCCAAGCUGCAUUUCCGGAACUGAACGAUGUACUGUAACGUAGUUAUAUGACCACUGUUGCCUGCAAAAACUCAAAAAAAAAAAAAAAACUCAAUAAAGACUUGGUUUAGGCUGUAUAAUCCCCAGCUGCUGGCAGGGAGCCUCUGCAGAGCCCUCCAGUAACCGAGGAGAUCACUUGUCUGCUCUUAUUUUCUUUUAACUAUUUCUGAAUGUAUGCACCUAUGAUUUCACUAGUAUGGGUACUUUUGUCAAGCUAGGGUGAAUGGAUUUGUCAAAUUCUCUCAUGUAUUUUCAAGUGUACGGUUAAUAAUAUGCAUCUAAUCGGGAAUGGAUGAAUGAAUGAGCCAGUAUAUGGUGAAUGUUACAACUAGAAAGAAUUGCUACAGAUGGAAAGUAUGAUUAUGGCUAUGUUUGUAAGUGUAACACACUGUUAGCUACUCAAUGGCAAAAGGAACACAACAUAUUUCAAUGUUAUGUGUUAAUACCUUUUAAAUAAACAGCGUUACACAAUA
Messenger RNA from Xenopus tropicalis (tropical clawed frog), 7035 nucleotides. RefSeq names its product nuclear receptor subfamily 1 group D member 2 (gene nr1d2). The coding region runs from base 562 to 2022 and encodes 486 amino acids. Gene Ontology annotation, cellular component: nucleus; cytoplasm. The transcript has 8 exons. Gene Ontology annotation, biological process: DNA-templated transcription; regulation of DNA-templated transcription; intracellular receptor signaling pathway. Gene Ontology annotation, molecular function: DNA-binding transcription factor activity; transcription cis-regulatory region binding; zinc ion binding. NCBI's taxonomy places the organism in Eukaryota, Metazoa, Chordata, Amphibia, Anura, Pipidae. The record is from RefSeq and is a predicted model, not a curated record.